AUGCUCUCCCGAAUCCAAAUUCCCUCUUUUACAACCCUAGCCCUAUCCCUCCUCCUCACCAACCUAGCGACAAGCACAACAAUCCCCAAAAACGAACCCCAACUCCUCUCAAACGUCACCCUCAAUACAGACGAUGGAUUCUCCCUCUUCACCGAGAACCCAGGUCUAAACGCCCGCGCGUUAGAAUGCAGAAUCGGAUACAGCGAAUGCGCCUACGAUACCAGCCGCUGUUGUCCAUCCAGCGGGAAAUGCUGCGGGAACGGGUACUGUGCCAAUAUAGGCGAGACAUGCUGCGCAGGCGGUGGUACAUGUUCGAUUGGAUAUAAGUGCUGUACCGGGGGAUGCGCGCCGCUAGGCGGGGAGUGCUGUUCAGAUGGUUACUAUUGUCGGGCGGGGAAGAAGUGUCGCAUCUACGAUGGGGAGAAGGUUUGUUGCCCGUUGAGCGGUUGUAUUGGGGAAUACGAUGGCAUUGGAUCUGGGGGUACGCUUACGGUUCCGGAUGUUACGUCUACGGCGACGGAGACGGAGAUUGAGACGACUCGGGCGACGACGACCUAUGUUGAGGUUGAUUGGGAUUAUUAUUAUACUACUGUCUACUGGACUUAUUGGUUCUAUUACUGGACUUCUUAUGCACCCUAUACUGUUCAGACGGUUACAUCUACAAUCACCAGUACUCGUACUAUAUGGUCUGUUUAUGCGACAAACAGAGCGGAGGCGACGUCGUCGCUUAGUAGGAGUUCGGCUCGUUACUCGUUCUCGACUCCUUACGAGGCGACUUCUCUUAAAAGCUCGACAGCACCUGUUGCCUUGCCGACCGGUGCUGCUGCUCCGUCUGCCACUGUGUCUGAUUCGACAGAUGAUACUGUUUCAGCUGGUCCGGUUAUUGGGGUAAGUUCUGCCGAGAGUGUGAGCGUUAGUGGGACUGGCAUCCUGGCUGCUGUCUUGGCUGCUGCUGUUGGUGGAUUGGCCUUUGGGCUGUGA
Molecule: messenger RNA, 981 nt
Organism: Penicillium crustosum
Lineage: Eukaryota; Fungi; Ascomycota; Eurotiomycetes; Eurotiales; Aspergillaceae
Exons: 2
Coding region: 1-981 (326 amino acids)
Source: RefSeq, a predicted model, not a curated record